Molecule: messenger RNA, 2702 nt
Organism: Phyllopteryx taeniolatus (common seadragon)
Lineage: Eukaryota; Metazoa; Chordata; Actinopteri; Syngnathiformes; Syngnathidae
Exons: 7
Coding region: 140-898 (252 amino acids)
Source: RefSeq, a predicted model, not a curated record
GGCGGCUCGUUGCCAAAGUUUUGGCGACAGCAAGUGUCCAACUUCCUCUUCCAGGUGGAGGCGACUGAUCGAUAAACAAAUCGAUCACUAGCACAAGUGUACUUGCUUGUUCUUCUCAUGCUACAGCACAGGUUUCAAGAUGCCUCAGUAUUCUACAGAUUUUGUGGAUCAAACAGAAGAAGCUCAUGAGAACAUCUGUAGCACCAAUGGUCCAAAAAGUCCUGAUGUUCCAGUUCCAUGUUCGUUGAAAGAACCAACUGUGUCCAGGGGCCACUCUUCAGCCGCCAGUAGAACCAGCAUCAAUGGCAUUAAUGGAUACUUGAACCAUGGUGGCGUCUUGGUAAACGGGAACGCCAGUGAGGGUCACGUGUUGUCCACCUCUGAGCAACCAGCAACAGAACGCGACUCGCCAUUGACAACAAGGGUGAAAAACAAGAGAUGGAGCCCUGGGUGGAGGAGGAAAAACAAAAGGAGAGAGCCGCGUCACCUCCCCGACAGCGGCUUUGAGUGCACACAAUGUAUUUUAAGACACACCGAACCUGCGUGUCCCAAGAAGCCAGCAUUGCAGCCACCGGAGGAGGAAGACUGGGACAAAGAGUGCGAAGCCAAUUUGAAGAGAUUUUCAGGCCAACCUUAUGGUCCAGAAGAUUUAUUUGUGAUGGCUUUUGGGGAUUUAACGCUGGAAGAAGAAGAGAACGUGGCGCGCCCGGCUGGUUACAGUCCAGCCAUGCACCACCCACACCCGCUCCCGUUGUUGUGCUUCGGCGUCGCUACCGAGCCUGAACAGUUUUCAGAUGCUGAUGAAUUUAUCUGGAGAUUUCAACUGACUAAAAAGGACUAUCAUGGAGAAAGAGCAAGAAUUGAGGCGGACGACAAAGUGGCACAGCUCACCAGAUGAUAGAGAUGGACACAGACACAAAAAUGUGAUCACGUCAGAAUCUACUGGAAGUCUCCACGUAAGAGCAUCUAAAAUACUUGUUUACACCACGCAGUAAGUCUCCACAUAUGAAUUAAUAUGAGAGACUGUUUAGCUACCUUGGUAGUUGCUGCUGGUUCGGUUAGCAGCAGAAUGCUCAGGAGGUAAUUUCAUAUCCAUAUGCGAACAAUAGUGUCGAUGAAAUGAGAGCAUUACACUUUUGUUUUUUUCCUAAUGGGGAAAAGGGAUGAAUCUGUUUGAAGGGUAAGGCCUUCAUUUAUCUCAAGACAAAUUUUGCCAUGGCAAAUAGGGACUAUUUUAUGAAAAAUAUAAUUCUCAGAGUUGAAACAUUGCCCACUUUGAAUGUGAUCUAUGGUCAUUUACUGGCAUUAAUUACAGUAAAUUAUGCAUUUGAGAAAAAUGAAAGUGAGUCUACAACGGAAUUCAGAUUGAGCAAAUUCAGUUACAUUUUAAUAUCCUUCAUUGUACAUACUACCACAACACUUAUUGCAGGCCUAAUGUUUCUUCUUUUCAAUAAUGUAUUUUGUUUUGUUGACAAAAAGGACUAGAUUAAACAUCCAUCCAUCCAUUUACUAUUGCACUUAUUCUCAUCGCGUGUGAGCAGGAGCUGAUGCCAUCUCAAUAUGGGUGAGAGUUUGAAGCUGAUUUUGUCCUUUGACCUUUGUGUAGUUCAUUUUGUGCACAAAUAAAAUACAGUAUAUACCAGUUUUGAAUUUGAAAUGAACCGUAUUUUAUUUUUUUUUCCAAUUACGAAGGGUUCCGUGAAUGCGGGUAUGAAACCCGCGGGGGUUCAGUACCUCCAACAAGAUUAAGAACCACAGCAUGUGCUAGAAAAAGUCCAAUCUUGCACGUACAAUGAGCAUCAUGUAAUUCAGGACUCCAUGUUUGUAAGCUGUGCCACCAAUUGAUAAAAAAAAAAAAUAAUCAUAUUGCAAAUGCCAUGCACACAGCAAGCUAAGAGGUGUUUGAUGGUGUUAGCUGCUCGAAAUCCCAGAGUUAGCUGAGAGGCAGGCUAAGUGGUGUAAGUGUGUGUCAUAUGCGUGGGCAGCCUUGUGUCUGUGCGUGUGUGUGUGUGUGUGUGUGUACGCGUUUUACAAAAACGGCAGCUUGUUUGAAGCUUGCUACCGAGACUGCUAUCAAGCACUGCCGCAACGCUUCGCCUCUUAGCCCCGACUCACACGAAGGCCUGUACAGACACACACACACACACACACCAUAGCCACCCUUUCUCUGAUGCACAAAAAAUGAUUAUAGUCAUUAACGUUACCACUCCAAUUUUAGGUUCUUUAACGCGCUUGGCAGUCAGACAAGCCUUUUUGCACUAUGUGGUGGCUAAUGGUUAAAAAGUGGCUUUAGUGAGGUUGGCGAGCCAACACCGAGGUCCUGGUUCACAUGGCCUGCCCCAGAUUAUAUGAUGACACGUUCUGUGGCUCUGAUCGGAAGUACGGAACUCGCCAAAGCUAAAAAUGCAUCAGGGGAUUUUCUAUGUGACUCAAACUACCAUCUCGUUCUCAAUCGUUGUUUGUAUCCGCCACCCUCUGUCCUCCCCCCGGGCACAGUAGGGAGGGGGGUAACAAUGCCUCUUUUCCACUGCAGUGUGCCCAGGGUUUGGGUCUUCUUACACCCAAAUAAGUUGUAUUUAUAUACAAUAGUUUGAUCUGAUGAUGUUGAAAUCUUCAGUUGUUUAGAAAUGGCUCUCAACGCUUUCACAAUUCUCCUCCUAAGAUCGUAACAGAGUUCGUUUGACUUUCCACUUGUUUUGAGU